AUGAAGGAUGAGGUCAAGACAUCAUCCUCCAUCCAGCAAAUAACUAAUCAUCUUCACAGCAACUCCGCUAGAGGAGCCAGGGUCCAGAGGGUUGAUCCUCCUUUCUGGCCUCGUUUGGGUCGGUUCCGGUUUGGCUGCCCGGGGGUGGGCAUUGCUCAGCAGCCCCCGGGAGGCACGGGAGAGAGUGGACGAAGGGAGGGGAGGAAAAGAGGCGGGGGCAUGGAAUUAUGGAUCGCUGCGUACGGCAGCUGUAAGAGGGUCAUGGUGGCUAAAACGGAUCUAGUCCGUGGUUGGAGACUGGACAGCCCGGCAACAUGGCAAAACCACAAAGUCAAUCAAUCAGUUGCCAGCAAGGUGGUGGUGAUGGUGGUGAUGGGUACGUCGCAAGUUGGGAGGUAUGGGAACAAACUGGGCGGUUGGACAGCCUGCGGGCAACUAACUCGAAGUGGAUUAGAAUCCAAGUCCCGGACAGGUAAGAGUUGCUCCAAAGUAUCUGUAUUACCGAUAUAG
Messenger RNA from Aspergillus sclerotioniger CBS 115572, 510 nucleotides. RefSeq lists its product as uncharacterized. Bases 1 to 510 code for a protein of 169 amino acids. The record is from RefSeq and is a predicted model, not a curated record. NCBI's taxonomy places the organism in Eukaryota, Fungi, Ascomycota, Eurotiomycetes, Eurotiales, Aspergillaceae. The transcript has 7 exons.